CCUAUUUGAGAAAGUAUCAAAUUCAAUUUAUCUCUUUUGGCCGGGAAUCGCCGCCGUGGGUCGCCGAGCAAAUGCCACUGAACAACCCCGACCGCACAGCAGCGCAGCUCACCGUCGGUGUCUUUUGAUGUUCUUAUAAUCAAGAAAACCAACACUGUAUCACACAAUUCUUCCAUGCGCGCAGCAUCCAAUUUCCUCCAAACUGUCUCCUUCUCCGUUCUCCGUAACGCUCGUCGUCACAGUGCCCAUGGGGGCCUUCGAGGCCUCUUCUGCGCGGCGUCUCUACUCUCAAGCUCCUCUGCAACGUCUCCUUCUCUCCGACCGUAUCCUCGUAGCCACGUUUACUUCUCUACGUGCCCUGUUUCGGCUAGUACUUUCUUCAAACAGCUAGUGUACGAGUCCGAGGAAUCUUUCCGGCAUGAGGAGGGGUUGUCGAGAAGCAACACUGGGAGGGAAAGUUUCCAUUUUGAUAGCUCAUUUGAGUCGACCGAGUUGGAGCCGUUUGACUCGCCCUCAGUUGAUGUCAAGAAGCUUGAGGACCUCCCAGAGCAGUGGCGUCGGUCAAGAUUGGGUUGGCUUUGCAAGGAGCUUCCUGGGAAAAAACAUAAUGAUUUGGUUCGGAUUCUCAAUGCCCAGAGGGAGUGGCUCAGACAAGAAGAUUCUACGUAUGUUGUUUAUCAUUGUUUGCAAAUUCAGGAAAAUGAGAUUGCUUUCAGAGUAUACAAAUGGAUGAUGAUGCAACGUUGGUAUCAAUUUGAUUUCAAUCUAGCAACACGGCUAGCAGAUUGUUUGGGUAAGGAUGGCAAGCACUUGAAAUGCCAAGAGGUUUAUGAUGACAUACUUAAUCAAGGACGAGUGCCUGAUGAGUCAACUUUCCAUAUUUUAACUGUUGCAUAUCUUAGUUCAUCUUGUCAACCACUGGUGGAGGAAGCAUUUAGCAUUUACAGCCGCAUGAUCCAAUUGGGAGGUUACAAACCUCAUCUUAGCCUGCACAACUCUUUGUUCAAAGCUCUAGUGGGGAAAAAAGGAGGUCCUCUCGCAGAAAAUCUGAAACGAGCAGAGUUCAUUUACCAAAACUUGACAACCUUUGGGCUUCAGAUUCACCAAGAUAUCUUUCGUGGCCUCAUAUGGCUUCACAGUUUUCAAGAUUUAAUAGACAAGGAUAGAAUUGCAUCACUGAGAGAGGAAAUGUGUUCGAGAGGCAUCAAAGAGGGCACAGAUGUACUUCUGUCAGUCUUGAGAGCUUGCUCCAAGGAUGGAGAUGUGGAAGAAGCUGAAAGAAUUUGGACAAAACUUCUUUCCUCUAGUAAUUCCAGUCCUUCCCCACAAGCUUUUGUGUAUAGAAUGUCGACUUAUGCAAAGAUCGGAGAGCAUAUGAAAGCAUUUGAAAUAUUUAGGGGACUGCAAAAGGACUUGUGUCCCACUCCCGCCAUAGCGUACUAUAAAAUCACAGAGAUAUUGUCAAAAGCUCAACAGCCAGAACUGGCAGAAUCAAUCAUGAAAGAGUUCAUCGACAGCGGUUUGGGUCCACUGAGGCCUUCAUUUAUACAUCUGAUGGAGAUGUAUCUCAUUUCAGGCUCACACGAGAAGCUGGAGUCAACCUUCUUUCAGUGUCUUAAAAGAUGCCGUCCACACCAGACCAUCUUCAGCCUGUACUUGGAGUCAUUGGUUGAGAAUGGAGACAUUAAAAAGGCUGGAGAAGUCUUUAAUCAGAUGGCUGAAAACCCUUCGAUUGGUGUCAAUGCUCCCUGCUGUAAUAACACCCUGAGGGGUUACCUCUCCCAUGGGGAACACAUUAAAGCUGAAAAGGUGUAUGAGAUGAUGCGCCUGAAGAGAUACAAUAUCGAUUCAUCCUUGACAGAAAAGCUAAGUUUUGUUCUGAGUUUACAACAAGUGGAAGUCAAAGAGCCCAUAAGGCAAAAACUCAGCAUAGAACAGAGAGAGGUUAUAAUGGGGUUGUUGUUGGGUGGGGCGCAAAUGAAAUCAGAUGCGGAGAAGAAGAAACAUUUAGUCCAUUUCCAGUUCGACGAAAACUUGAAACAUCAUUCAGUUCUAAGGACACGUGUGUACGAUUUGUAUCGCGAGUGGAUAGCCUGUCCUCAUAAUAACCCGCUAGCCAAUGAUGUUCCUUGGGUGUUUGCCACCGUUUCACAUUCUUAUUUUGGUUUUUACGCCGACCAGUUCUGGAGAAACGGGCUUCCCACUAUUCCGAAACUAAUCCACAAAUGGAUGUCACCCCGAGUCAUUGCGUACUGGUACAUGUACUCAGGGCACAGGACGCCCUCAGGGGAUAUUCUCUUGAGAUUGAAAGGGAGCAAAGAUGGGGUCAAACACGUUGUGAAGACAUUUAAGGCAAAGUCGUUGGAUUGCAAGGUGCAGAGGAAGGGGGACGAGUUUUGGAUAGGUUUUCUGGGAGAUAAGACGACGUGGUUCUGGAAACUGGUCGAGCCCUUCAUUCUUGAUGAUCUUAAAGAUUGUCUGAAACCGGGAGGAGAUCAACCCGUUGCCAGUUUGUCUGAAACUGACUGGUUGCAGUGAUGAUUUAGGUCAUUUGGACUCUCUCCUCUGCUCUGGUUAAAUUUGUAGCUCUGGCAUAUUAUGCUUCCAUGAGCAGAAUGCAAGUCAUUUUUUACUUACCAAAUGCUUUCCUUUCCUUUUAGACAAUUGAAUCCGCUCUAUUACGACAUUUUUUGUACAACAAUUCUUAUAACGCGUAUAUCUUUUUCACAGUGGUUUUGUACGUACAAAACCCGCCAUAAGAUUGAAAAAAUACUUUGUACGAAA
Molecule: messenger RNA, 2784 nt
Organism: Cuscuta campestris
Lineage: Eukaryota; Viridiplantae; Streptophyta; Magnoliopsida; Solanales; Convolvulaceae
Source: the annotation of a GenBank genome assembly